Messenger RNA from Penicillium cataractarum, 2292 nucleotides. RefSeq names its product bifunctional anthranilate synthase/indole-3-glycerol-phosphate synthase. Gene Ontology annotation, biological process: L-tryptophan biosynthetic process. The transcript has a single exon. Bases 1 to 2292 code for a protein of 763 amino acids. Gene Ontology annotation, cellular component: cytosol. The record is from RefSeq and is a predicted model, not a curated record. Lineage: Eukaryota; Fungi; Ascomycota; Eurotiomycetes; Eurotiales; Aspergillaceae. Gene Ontology annotation, molecular function: phosphoribosylanthranilate isomerase activity; anthranilate synthase activity; indole-3-glycerol-phosphate synthase activity.
AUGGCGGACCUCGUCGACCACUCACCCCACCAUCCCACCCGAGCUGCGAAGCUGACCAGUGCCUCGAAUGUUAUCUUGAUCGACAACUACGACUCAUUCACCUGGAAUGUCUACCAAUACCUUGUGCUUGAGGGUGCGACUGUCACUGUGUUCCGGAAUGACGAAGUUACCGUGGAAGACCUAGUUGCAAAGAAUCCCACCCAGCUGGUUAUCAGCCCCGGACCUGGCCACCCCGAGACCGACGCAGGAAUCAGCAAUGCGGCAAUCAAACACUUCAGCGGAAAGAUCCCGGUCUUUGGUGUAUGCAUGGGUCAACAAUGUAUGAUCACGACGUUUGGGGGCAAGGUGGAUGUGACCGGCGAGAUCCUACACGGCAAGACCUCGGUCUUGAAGCAUGAUUCAAAGGGUGUCUAUGAGGGAUUGCCCGCCGACCUCUCCGUCACUCGGUACCACUCGCUGGCUGGAACUCACUCAACAGUCCCCGAGUGCAUGGAAGUGACUUCGUGGGCGGAACUUGAGAACGGUAGCGGCAACAGCGUUAUCAUGGGUGUCCGGCACAAGGAGCUUGCGGUGGAGGGUGUGCAGUUCCACCCUGAAAGUAUCCUGACUGAGUAUGGGCGUACCAUGUUCAGGAACUUCUUGAAGCUUACCGCAGGCACCUGGGCUGGCAACAAGAGCAGUUCUGCCCCUAAGGCUGCUGCUACUCCUGCUGCCCCCGUGGACAAGAAGCUGUCCAUUCUGGACAAGAUCUAUGCCCACCGGAGGAACGCCGUCGAGGAGCAGAAGAAGAUUCCUGCCCUGCGUCCGGAGGCUCUCCAAGCCGCUUAUGACCUGAACAUUGCGCCACCGCAGAUCUCGUUCCCCGCCCGGUUGAGACAGUCCGACUAUCCCCUGUCUCUGAUGGCAGAGAUCAAGCGUGCAUCUCCCUCCAAGGGAAUUAUCUCGGCUGAUGUGUGUGCACCUGCCCAAGCCCGUGAAUACGCCAAAGCCGGUGCUAGCGUCAUCUCCGUCCUUACCGAGCCUGAGUGGUUCAAGGGUACCAUUGAUGACCUUCGGGCGGUGCGCCAAAGCCUGGAGGGUCUCACCAACCGACCCGCUCUCCUGCGCAAAGAGUUUGUCUUUGACGAGUACCAAAUCUUGGAGGCACGUCUUGCCGGUGCCGAUACCGUUCUGCUAAUCGUGAAGAUGCUCAGUGUUGAGCUUCUUACGAGAUUGUACAAAUACUCUCGCAGCCUCGGCAUGGAGCCUCUUGUGGAAGUCAACACUCCUGAAGAGAUGAAGAUUGCAGUUGAUCUAGGAUCCGAGGUGAUUGGGGUCAACAACCGCGACCUGACUAGCUUUGAGGUUGAUCUUGGUACCACUAGCCGUCUGAUGGACCAGGUGCCCGAGACCACAAUUGUCUGUGCUCUCAGUGGUAUCACCGGCCCCCAGGAUGUGGAAGCUUAUAAGAAGGAGGGUGUGAAGGCUAUCCUUGUUGGAGAAGCCCUGAUGCGGGCAACCGAUACUUCUGCGUUCGUGGCACAGCUGCUAGGUGGGUCUUCUGAGAAGAUUGCCUCGACGUCACCAAGCUCGCCUUUGGUCAAGAUUUGUGGCACACGAUCCGAAGAAGCCGCCAAGGCUGCUAUCGAGGCUGGCGCUGAUCUCAUUGGAAUCAUCAUGGUUCAGGGCCGAUCAAGGCUGGUUCCCGACGAUGUGGCUCUGCGCAUUUCACAGACAGUCAAGUCGACACCACGACCGGGUGUGCACUCAACCGACUCAUCUGAGCAAAUAUCAAAGACCACUUCCUCCGAAUGGUUUGAGCAUUCUAGCAAGGUUCUGCGUCAUCCCACUCGUGCAUUGCUUGUGGGUGUCUUUAUGAACCAACCUUUGUCAUACGUCCUGUCUCAACAACAGAAGCUGGGUCUUGACGUGGUGCAGCUCCACGGCUCCGAGCCCCUGGAAUGGGCCAGCUUGAUUCCCGUACCGGUGAUCCGGAAGUUUGCUCCAGGUGAUCUUGGCAUUGCCCGCAGAGCCUACCACACUCUUCCUCUUUUGGAUUCUGGCGCGGGAGGGUCCGGACAAUUGCUCGAGGGAGCAGGUGUGCAAAAGGUCCUCGACAGUGAUGAGGGUUUGCGAGUGAUUCUGGCAGGUGGUUUGAACCCCGAUAACGUUGUCGAUAUCGUCAACAAGUUGGGCAAGGCGGGAUCCAAGGUGGUGGGAUUGGAUGUCAGCUCCGGAGUGGAGACCAACGGUGCUCAGGAUCUGGAGAAGAUCCGCGCCUUUGUGAAGGCAGCCAAAAGUGUUCGUGCAUGA